Molecule: messenger RNA, 2840 nt
Organism: Pelodiscus sinensis (Chinese soft-shelled turtle)
Lineage: Eukaryota; Metazoa; Chordata; Testudines; Trionychidae
Source: RefSeq, a predicted model, not a curated record
UUGGUGUUAAAUUCUAUGCAGAAGAUCCAUGCAAACUUAAGGAAGAAAUAACCAGAACCACUUUCAACCCUGCUCACAGGGGGAAAAGAUGGCCCUGGGAAGAGAACUCCAGCAACAGAGCCUGCUGUGAUUACUACUCUGGAGGCAGAUAUCAAUUUUUUUUGCAGGUAAAGCAAGAUGUUUUACAAGGUCGCAUGCCCUGUCCCAUCAACAUUGCAGCUCAGCUGGGUGCAUAUGCAAUUCAGUCUGAGCUGGGAGACUAUGAUCCAUAUAAGCACACUGCAGGUUAUGUUUCAGAAUACCGAUUUGUUCCAGACCAGAAGGAAGAACUGGAAGAUGCAAUAGAACGGAUACACAAAACUCUGAUGGGUCAGGUGCCUGCUGAGGCAGAACUGAAUUACUUAGGAGUGGCCAAAUCGCUGGAAAUGUAUGGUGUAGAUCUCCAUCCUGUCUAUGGUGAAAACAAGUCUGAAUAUUUUUUAGGAUUAACACCAGUAGGAGUUGUUGUUUACAAGAAUAAAAAACAAGUAGGGAAGUAUUUCUGGCCUAGAAUUACAAAGGUUCACUUCAAGGAAACGCAGUUUGAACUUAGAGUGCUGGGAAAAGAUUGCAAUGAAACAUCCUUCUUUUUUGAAGCACGUAACAAAACCACGUGCAAACAUCUUUGGAAAUGCUGUGUGGAGCACCAUACGUUCUUCAGAAUGCCAGAACAUGAGUCAAACUCUCUAUCAAGAAAAUUCAGCAAGUUUGGAUCCAUAGGUUAUAAACAUCGGUACAGUGGCAGGACAGCUUUGCAGAUGAGUAGAGAACUUUCUGUCCAGCUUCCUCGGCCUGACCAAAAUGUUGAAAGAAGUCGUAGUAAAACUUAUCCAAAAAGAAUGGCCCAAACUCAACAGCCUGGACCCAAAAGCAUAAAUCAGGUUCCAGGAAAUAUGGAAAAUGGGGAAGAAGGAACCACUAAAAUUAUUGCACCUUCCCCUAUAAAAAGCUUUAAAAAGGCAAAAAGUGAAAAUAGUCCAGAAACCCAAAGAAGUAAAACAAGUGCACCGUGGGAGGAAAAUGGCCAUCCGAGUGGACUCUAUAAUUCUCCCAGUGACCACAAUAAAUCACCAAAGUUUCCUAACUCUCGACGACGGAACCCAUCAGGUGGCAGUGAAAAUGAAUAUGGGCAACAUGCUAGAAGAAGGAAAGCGCAGAACAGCGGUGAAGAUUCAGAUCUAAAGCAUAGGAGAAGGUCACGAUCUCGUUGUAAUACCAGCAGUGGUAGUGAGUCAGAAAAUUCUAACCGGGAGCAUCGGAAGAAGAGAAACAGGUUACGGCAGGAGAAUGACAUGGUGGAUUCAGCUCCUCAGUGGGAAGCAGUACUGAGGCAACAAAAAGAGAAAAACCAGGCUGAUCCGAAUCACAGGCGAUCCAGGCACAGAUCUCGAUCGAGAAGCCCAGAUGUACAAGCAAAGGAAGAGUUAUGGAAACAUAUCCAGAAGGAACUUGUGGAUCCAUCUGGCCUGUCUGAGGAGCAGCUGAAAGAGAUUCCAUACACAAAAAUAGAGACUCAAGGUGACCCAAUCCGCAUUAGACAUUCCCAUUCCCCCCGAAGCUACCGGCAGUACCGGCGGUCCCAGUGUUCUGAUGGCGAGAGAUCUGUUCUGUCCGAAAUGAAUGCAAAAGCAGAUCUUGUGCCUCCGUUGCCUGUGACACAUUCCUCAGAUGCUCAGGGUCCCAGCAUCCCAGCUUCACAACAGAGGCAAAAUGGGUCCAAAGAUAGCCUGAUAGAAGAAAAAUCUCAGAUAUCUUCUAGCAGCCUGGAUGGAAGACACCGUGCAAAAACAAUAAAAACUGUACAUGCAUCACGCCUCAAGAUAGAGACUUAAUUGCCAUAACUAAGAAUAAUAAAUGGACUCUGUUCCUUUGAACUUGGAAAUUACACAAGUUAAUAUAUACUUUAGCUGGAAAAUGUUUAUCUGGCAUAAGAAGAAAAAUGUGAACUGGAAUGGUGGUAAUUUCCUUAAAUAUAAAAUUCCAGUGUGCUUGUUGCUCUGAAGGGCAAUCACUGUUUUCAUCACUGGUUCCACAUACCAUUGCUUAGGUGAUUGCAAAUAAGUUGACUGGUUAGACUGUUCAAAGGUAAAGUCUUAAUAAAAUUCAGCAAUCUUCAGAUUCUGUAUUUCCAAAAGAGGAACAGAAGAAUGGCAGAUGAGACUUUGAUCUAAUUAAUUUAGUUGCCUGUUUCCAACAGGCAUUUGGAGGAAGGGGUAAAACCAUAAUACAACACUUGGCCAAUUGUGCAAUACUAGUGAGGAGAUGUCUUCCUGAUGUCAUCUGAUGAUGAACUUAUACUCUGAAGCAUGUUAUGUUUAUUUCAGUCUAAUACAACUGCAAGCACUGUUCUUGUUCAUAUAAAUGUUAAAUCUAAGUUUAGAUUUUUCUAAGGUAAUUGCCACAAUUAUAUCUUGUGGCAUUGAGUAUCAUGUACAAAGGGAUUUCCUUUCACCAUUUUUAAAUGUUGUCUUUUAAUUUUAGAUAUCCUCUUGUAACGAGACAGUACUUGAUUAGCCUUCUCUGUACUAUUAUUUUAUAUACUCCUACCAUAUCUCCUCUUAACCUUAAUCUUGUCCCUUAAAAACUAAAAUGAAAAACUUCUUGAAUGGCCCAGGGCCAGUGUAAUAAGAUUGCCUGGUACACACACAGAUUUGGAACACUGGCUGGACAAAUUUGUACUAUAAACUUUGGAAACACUUCAAAGUGGCUACGUAAGAUGGGGCUGGGUAAGGACAUGUCUAAACUAGGAAAUUAUUUAGAAAUAACUAUUUCAAAAUAAUAACUCCCAAAAUAAUUUCAAA